Molecule: messenger RNA, 2629 nt
Organism: Dicrocoelium dendriticum
Lineage: Eukaryota; Metazoa; Platyhelminthes; Trematoda; Plagiorchiida; Dicrocoeliidae
Source: the annotation of a GenBank genome assembly
GCAAUCAAUACGCACCGAGGUCUUUACCAGUUCAACCGUUUGCCGUUUGGUGUCAAAUCAGCUCCCGCGAUUUUCCAACAAAUUAUGGAUACGAUGUUAGCUGGGUUAUCAGGAGUCGCAGCUUACUUGGACGACAUCAUAAUCAAAGGGGCUACCUUCCGAGAGCUGACGGAAAGACUGGAAGCAGUUCUCCACCGCGUUAACGACUACGGUUUUCACUUGAAAGCAGAAAAGUGCAAUACCGGCAUGAAGUGUGUAAAGUAUCUUGGCUUCAUCAUCGACAAGGAUGGCCGUCGUCCGGAUCCUUCCAACAUAAGCGCCAUAAGACAGAUGCCUCCCCCUGACAAUGUGGCGAAGCUCAGAUCAUUCUUGGGGUUGAUCAGUCAUUACAGCUCUUUUGUGCCCGAAAUGCAUCGGCUACGAGGACCACUCAAUGAACUUCUGGUAAAGGAUCGCAAAUUUGUGUGGUCUCCUGAAUGUCAAGCCGCAUUUGAUAAUGUCAAGUCUAUAUUGUGUUCUGACCUAUCGCUAACGCAUUUCAAUCCGGAGCUGGAGAUCGUAGUUGCUGCUGAUGCGUCAGACUACGGAAUUGGAGCAGUCAUAUCCCACAUUUUCCCCAAUGGUUCGGAGAAAGCUGUGGCGCAUGCGGCCAGAUCACUCACCCCAGCGGAACGUAACUAUGGACAGAUCGAGAAAGAAGCUUUAGCCAUAGUGUUUGCAGUCAAGCGAUUUCACAAAAUGCUCUACGGACGAAAAUUCACGCUGUUUACUGACCACAAACCCUUGGUCGCAAUCUUUGGAUCAAAGAAAGGCAUUCCGGUCUGCACGGCCAGUCGUCUCCAACGCUGGGCAACUGUUCUACUUGGUUACGAUUUCGUCGUCAAAUAUCAAUCUACACACAACAUUGGUCAAGCAGAUGCGUUAUCUCGUUUAAUUGGUACACAGCAUCAAGAACCAGAGGAUUUGGUAGUUGCUCAAAUCUCCGUAGAACCCCAAGUACAGCAAGUUGUGUCUGAUAUUUUCGGUGCCUUACCAGUAACAUUCGAAAUGGUGCGGGAAGCGACCCAGCAUGAUUCUACCCUUCAACAAGUGAUUGAUUUCCACCUCAAUGGAUGGCCUAAGAGAGUUACAACGCCGGAGCUUCAACAAUUCCACCAACGGAAGGAAGCACUAUCGGUCGUCAGAAACUGCCUGCUGUUCUCAGAUCGCGUCGUCAUUCCACACAUCCUUCAAGAGAGAGUCCUCCGACAAUUUCAUACUGGCCACCCGGGAAUGAAUCGCAUGAAAUCGCUGGUACGAAGCUAUGUGUAUUGGCCCUAUAUGGAUUCCCAGAUCGAGAGUUUAACCAAGAAUUGUCCUCGAUGUGCUAGUGUAUCAAAACAACCAAGGAAGACGGAAUUGCAAUCCUGGCGAAUACCAACGGAACCAUGGUCAAGGGUACACAUCGACUUUGCAGGUCCAAUUGAUGGUCACCAUUUUCUCAUUGUUGUCGAUGCCCACAGUAAAUGGCCGGAGGUGAUUCCAAUGGUGAGAACCACAGCAGCAGCCACUGUCUCCGCUCUUCGACAGAUAUUUUCUCGUUUCGGUGUUCCCCACACGUUGGUUUCGGACAAUGGAACACAAUUUACCUCAUCUGAAUUUGUCGUCUUCUGUCGCAGAAACGCGAUCGUCCACGUAAGGUCUCCACCCUUCCACCCACAAUCGAACGGGCAAGCGGAACGAUUUGUGGAUACCCUCAAAAGAGCUUUGCUAAAGAUGAAGGGGAAGGUACCUUGGAGGAGAUUCUUGACACAUUUCUGCUGACGUAUCGCACAACUCCGAAUCCGCAGACACCGAACGCCCUAUCUCCGGCUGAAACUUUGUUUCAAAGGAAAAUCCGUGUGCCGCAUGAUGCCCUCAGGCCCAGGAAGGAUCAGUUGCUGUCCCGCAACUAUCAGAUGGAGCGACAAUUCAACAUCCGACACGGUGCUCGGAAGCGAAGCUUUAAUGUUGGUCAACAAGUUCUGGCGAGAGACUAUCGCAUCCACUAUCCUAAAUGGGCUAUGGGCCAUGCGCUAUACAAACGUGGUAACGUGAUCUACGGUAUCCAGGUUGGGACGGCAGUUUGGGUAAGACAUGCCAAUCAGCUGCUAGCGGCACGGACUGGGGAACAAGUGCAACAACAAGUACCAGCAACGCAGUUACCUCUGGACAUCCUGGCCGACGCCAGUGAAGCGACGACUCCCCCGCAUGCCCCAACACCGCAAGCACAAAAUUCACCCCGAAACCUAGCAGCACAGCGGCCGAAGCGGCGACGCAAAUUCGUAUCACCCAUGCAAGUCAACCCCAAGCUGAAAUCGUACAACACAACUCAAAGGGGGAAGUGUUAGGAAGGAAUACACGAGUCGAACAAGCCAGGACCCCAUCGCCUCGGCCGGCUAUCCAAACCCAUCCGCCCUGAUUGGGGCGAACAGAGAGCCAACCAGGAGAAGCGGCCAAUGAACGCUAGGUUGAAGUUCUUUUAUUGGCUGUGAAUUAACCUUUCCAGAGCUUUCCACGGUCGCUUUAAAUAUACUGUUCACGAACUUUCCAAUUUACCUUUAUAAUGAACGGUGUGAUUUGCUAAUUCAUUCCUGUUGCUCUGCUCGUC